AUGUCGAACUCCGCAGGAGAAGAUUACUACCUUUCCUAUUACAGAUUGAUGAUUCAGCGCGGGCUUAGAUCCUAUAUUACUGUUUUUUUCAUACGCGUUCGCCCCUCUCCGAUAUAUUUGCCCAUUGGAACACAUCUCGAAUCCCAGGGAGUUGAGUUUGACACCUCGCCGCCCUACUGCAAAGGGCAGAAUGGACUGGCCGAGCGUACCAAUCGCACUAUCCGGGAGCGGAUCAACACGCUCCUGUCCGAUGCGAACCUUCCUCCUUCCUGGUGGAUCGAGCUGGUAGACACAGUCGUCUAUCUGAAGCUGCGCGCUCCAGCUUCAAUCCUUCGGAAGAAGACCCCGUACGGAAUUAUAUAUGGGAAGCCGCCAUCGCUGUUACAUCUACGACGGAUCGGCUCCCGUGCAUGGGUCUUAAUUCCAAAAGAGCACCGAGCUAAACUCGGACCGAGAUCAUCCGAGUGCCGACUACUUGGUUAUUGUGAACCAAACCAGUACAAGCUGUAUGAAAUCCAUUCUAGAAAGACUGUCUUUUCCCGUGAUGUCGAGUUCGAUGAGAGGACCCCAGUGGCGCCACUCAUCGAUGAGGAAACAGGCAAUGACCUCCCGGACAACGCUCCUCCAUCAGCUGUCUUUCCGUCACUGCCGAUAAGUUCAGCCAGCGGGCUGCCCACACCACCUGCUUCACCAUUGCCUCCGUCGGCUGAGCGAGAGAAAGCGCCAUCUGAGCGUGAAGAGGAGACACCUCCGGCAGUUAAUCCAAGCCAACAGGGAACUGACCUGACACAGGAUCUUGGAUAUUCGUUUUAUGGCCGCAGAAGAUGGCCUUCGCGAAGGUUGCUGGAAUCACUCGGCAAGGUGUAUUCGGCAGGCGCACUGAAAACUGCAUCUGUGAGCAAAGUCGACCCGUCGACUUUCCACGAGGCCGUGUCGGGCUCAAAUCAACAGGAAUGGUGGGCAGCCAUCCAGAAAGAAUAUUCGCCUCUUCUGGAACACGGAACAUGGGAAAAGGUUCUGCGAACACACGUACCAGCUGGAGAUCAUGUGAUAGGCUGUAAAUGGGUCUUCAAAACCAAAGCCAACGGAACCCGCAAGGCUCGAUUGGUCAUCAAGGGCUACCGACAGAAACACGGUAUCGAUUAUCAUGAAACAUUUGCAGCUGUGUCACGAAUGGACUCGGUGCGCUGCAUUGUCGCCAGCGCAGUGUUGCGCGGAUGGAAACUCCACCAAUUCGACACUGUCACUGCAUUCCUGCAUGGCUUCGAAGAGCCAGGAUAUGUUUGUCGGCUUCGCCGCUCCCUGUAUGGCCUCAAGCAGGCCCCGCGGAUUUGGUAUCAAUGCGCCCACCGCCUCCUGGCCGCCCACGGCUUCACCAUGGCCCAAUCGGACAACUGUGUAUUCUACAAAUCCAAUUGCGUGGUCUGUGUUUACGUCGAUGACUUUCUCAUUACUGCAGCAAACUCGCAUGAGAUAGAGCAAGUGCAACGAGCAUUGCAAGCAGAAUUCCAAUUGAAUGACCUGGGGACGCCACGCUCGUUCCUCGGGAUCCAGUUCGACUAUUACGUCAAUGGGUCCGUAUCCAUUCACCAACACCAGUACAUCCAGAAGGUACUCUCAGACUUUGGCAUGGAAACUUGUCAGCCGAAGUCUACGCCGAUGAAUCCCAGGCAAAUCCUGAAUCAUCGUCCAGACGAGGCACUUCUGGACGAGGAAGCAAAGGCUCGUUAUGCGACUGCCAUCGGUUCGUUAAUGUAUCUGAUGGUUGGCACGCGACCGGAUAUUGCGUUUGCACUAGGCACGUUAAGUCGCUUCACGUCUCAGCCGCAAGCACACCACCAAGUUGCUCUGCAGCGACUGCUUCGCUACAUUCAAGCCACACAGUCUCAUCGUCUCACCUACCGCAGUGGACAGCUAAUCGGGUAUACAGACGCCGACUUCGGGGGCUCUGUCGUUACUGACGGUGCAUACUCGACGUCUGGCUAUGUAUUCCAGCUUGCAGGGGCGCCAGUUUCCUGGUCGUCCAAGAGACAGGGGGAAGUGGCCACGUCUACGACACAUGCCGAAUACAUCGGACAGUACAACUCUAUUCUGCACCUGCAGUGGCUCCGCACCUUUCUAGCUGAAACGCAACUGUAUCGGUCUCCGGUCACUAACAUCAUGGCUGACAACCAGUCCGCCAUUGCGCUUUCUCGCAAUCCCGAGUUCCACAAACGGACGAAGCACUUCAAUGUGAAAUUUCACUAUCAGCGAGCCGUGCUGGAUGCAGGCGAGAUUGAGCUUCAAUAUAUUCCAACUAAGGAACAGGCCGCAGAUGGUCUCACCAAGCCAUUGGGGCCUACGUCCUUUGCUAAAUUUUGUAGUCUCUUAGGAAUUGACGCCUCAGAAACUCAAAGGCUUCAUGCCUGA
Molecule: messenger RNA, 2409 nt
Organism: Penicillium angulare
Lineage: Eukaryota; Fungi; Ascomycota; Eurotiomycetes; Eurotiales; Aspergillaceae
Product: Ty1/Copia family ribonuclease HI
Exons: 3
Coding region: 1-2409 (802 amino acids)
Biological process (GO): DNA integration
Molecular function (GO): nucleic acid binding
Source: RefSeq, a predicted model, not a curated record